Fusarium vanettenii 77-13-4 is the source of this 1200-nucleotide messenger RNA. RefSeq lists its product as uncharacterized. Gene Ontology annotation, cellular component: mitochondrion. Bases 1 to 1200 code for a protein of 399 amino acids. Gene Ontology annotation, molecular function: pyrimidine nucleotide transmembrane transporter activity. The transcript is spliced from 3 exons. NCBI's taxonomy places the organism in Eukaryota, Fungi, Ascomycota, Sordariomycetes, Hypocreales, Nectriaceae. The record is from RefSeq and is a predicted model, not a curated record. Gene Ontology annotation, biological process: pyrimidine nucleotide import into mitochondrion.
AUGUCUUCUCACGACCAGGCAACAUCGCAAGCCUCUCGGUCGCCGUCAUCAGAGUAUGCUGCAUCCUCCUACAGUCUCCCGGCCGCCUCCGACGCUCCAAUGCACUCCUCCACGAGGGUGACCCCGCUGCACCGAUGGGCUCUCAAUGCCUCCGACUCGCAAUUCAACGCCAUCUCGGGUGCGGUGGGAGGAUUCACUUCGGGCAUCGUCACUUGCCCCCUCGACGUCAUCAAGACCAAGCUGCAGGCCCAGGGAGGAUAUGCCGCACUUAACAGAGGACGACAUGUUGGCCAUCCGAAGCUGUACAACGGGUUGAUCGGUUCGGCAAAGGUCAUCUGGCGGGAAGAGGGAAUUCGAGGUCUCUACCGUGGUCUUGGGCCGAUUGUCAUGGGAUAUCUGCCUACAUGGGCUGUGUACUUUACCGUCUACAACAAGAGCAAGGGGUGGUUAUCCCAACACUAUGACAACAGCCAUCUUAUCAAUCUAUGGUCGUCGAUAACGGCUGGGGCCAGCAGCACCAUCGUCACAAACCCCAUAUGGGUCAUCAAGACUCGGCUCAUGUCACAGAGCAGUGUCCGUCACAGUCAUGAUCACACUUCCCUCUAUCCGAAAGCAGGCAGUACGCCAACAUCUCGACCGACUCUGCACGACUGGCAUUAUCGGUCAACAAUAGAUGCCGCCCGCAAGAUGUAUACGUCGGAGGGUAUCAUUUCCUUCUACUCGGGUCUGACACCGGCUCUCCUCGGCUUGUCACAUGUCGCUGUUCAGUUCCCGACAUAUGAAUACCUCAAGACCAAGUUCACUGGACAUAGCAUGGGCGAGUCAGCCGAAGGCGAAAAUGCAAACGUUGUCGGAAUAUUGUCAGCCUCGAUCUUAUCCAAGAUCGUCGCCAGCAGUGCGACAUAUCCCCACGAAGUCAUCCGAACCCGAUUACAAACGCAACGACGUCCACUCGCCGGUGAGGAGGUGCAACGUGCUCAGGCUCAACCGCCUAAGUAUCAAGGUGUUAUCCACACGUUCCAGACUAUCUUGCGGGAAGAAGGCUGGCGGGCCUUUUACGCAGGAUUGGGGACCAACAUGAUGCGUGCCGUACCAGCAGCAACGGUUACCUUGUUGACAUAUGAAACUGUCAUGAGUGAACUUCUCAAGACGAGAGCCGAGGCACGGCAUCUUUUGCUAGAUUCAAGGACAGAGCCAUAG